AUGGCCGGAGUGAAUGGAGACCGUAAAGGGAAGAAAGAUGACAAUGGCAUCGGCACGGCCAUCGAUUUCAUGCUUUCCAACGCUAAGCUUGUUUUGGGUGUCGGCGGAGCAGCCAUGCUUGGCAUUGCAACGCUUGCUGUCAAAAGAAUGUAUGACCGUGCCAUCAGUGCUCCAACCAGCCCCACCAAGAUGGAGCAGAAAGGAAAACAAAGCUGGGAAGAGCCCGCCUGGGUGGGUUCGUCACCUCGAUUACUGAACCACGACAUGAAGGCCACCGUUAGCAGGUCACUCCAGUCCCUGCCCACUGCUUCAAAUUCAUUUGAACCAGACUAUCUGCGGAGGGCAGUGUGUCGAGCUGCACUGAAAGGGAGUGGCCCGACUCAGUCCGACCUGCUCCGUGCUCGGAUGCGCCUCUCCCUGCAGGAGCGUCUGUGGGAUUUCUACCAAAACAAUGUGGACAUUCCCUCUGAGGAGCAGGCUGUGGCCCGGAGGGCAGCGCUGGACAUCUGCGCUGAGCUCAGAGUGUUCCUGCACGCCAAACUUCCCGACAUGCCGCUCCGAGAGAUGUACCUGAGCGGCAGCCUCUACGAUGACCUGCAGGUGGUGAUGGCUGACCAUGCCCAGCUGAUGGUGCCUCUCAUUCUGGAGAAGAACCUGUGGUCAUCCAUUCCAGGGGAGGACACAAUCAUGAACGUUCCAGGUUUCUGGCUGGUCCGCAGAGAGAACUUAGAAUAUUUCCCACGGAACAGCAGCUACUGGGACCGCUGCAUGGUGGGGGGUUACCUCUCCCCUAAAUCAGUCCUGGAAGUGUUUGACAAGCUGGUUGGUUCUAUUAACUGGCCUGCUAUUGGCAGCGUGCUGGACUAUGUGAUUCGUCCUGUGGUCCCCUCAGAAACACUGACCCUGGAGGUGCAGUACGAGACGGACCGAAAGCUUUAUGUGGACUUUUUGCCAUUACUUGUGAUGGAGGAUGGGACAUCUCUUAUAGCCAAACCGCAUCGGCUUGCCGCAGAGCGCCACGAAAACCUGUGGAGGCAGAGCUUCCGAGUGGCUGAAACUGCACGACUUAGGGCCUUGGAUCAAGAAGAUGGAGGCUAUCGAUGCGCUUGCCUCAAGGUGGCCAAGGCUGUGUGCAAGCUCAAUCCUGCCCUCAACCGGCUUAAUGCCAGCCAGCUCACCAACGCCAUCUUGCUGCUAAGCGAAAAACGUGACUGGACCCACGAGGCACUGGCGGACAACUUCCUACAGCUGCUAAAGGCGUUAGUGGGUUACCUGGAGGCGGGGCAACUGCCCUGCACCCUUAACCCAAAAGUUAACUUAUUCUGUGAACUGACUGAGCAGGAAGUGGAUGAGCUGGGCUACACACUCUACUGUGCGCUUUCGGAACCUGAAUCUCUUCUGAUGACUGCGGCAACACAGCUUCCGCAUCCCUCCUAAAUAAUCGGUACAUAUGUGGCACUCACUCAGUAGCUCUUCAGGCAAUGUUGACCUGCAGGCAUCAUUUUCAGGAGAAAUAAAACACCUGAUACCAACAUCUGAGAA
Messenger RNA from Phyllopteryx taeniolatus (common seadragon), 1542 nucleotides. It is a transcript of the gene mief1, whose product is annotated as mitochondrial elongation factor 1. NCBI's taxonomy places the organism in Eukaryota, Metazoa, Chordata, Actinopteri, Syngnathiformes, Syngnathidae. Gene Ontology annotation, cellular component: mitochondrial outer membrane. The record is from RefSeq and is a predicted model, not a curated record. Gene Ontology annotation, biological process: mitochondrion organization; positive regulation of mitochondrial fission. The transcript is spliced from 4 exons. The coding region runs from base 1 to 1437 and encodes 478 amino acids.